AUGACAGAAAAGAUGCUACCAAAAUUUGAGAAAUAUUGGUCGGAUUUCAGCAUGAUCUUGACUAUUGCUGUAGUGUUUGAUCCACGUUACAAUCUUCAGUUUGUGGAUUUCUUUUAUAAGAAGUUAUAUGGACCUGAUUCCCCUCAGUUUGAACUAGUGAAAGGGAAGUUGUUUGCCUUAUUUGAUGAAUAUUCCAAUUCUUACGUGGAUAACAGUAAUCAAGCUAGAAGUGGAAGUGCUACAGGUAACAAUGUGAAUUGUGACUUCACAAAUGCAGACUCAUUGGCAAUGGUGGAGGAGUUUAACUCUUUGGAUGUUGAGUUUGGAUUGAGCCAACAACAAUCACAGUUGGAGCUGUACAUGGAGGAAAAAAGAUUAGAUGUCAAAUCCAAUCUUGAUAUUCUUAAUUAUUGA
Molecule: messenger RNA, 414 nt
Organism: Salvia splendens (bonfire salvia)
Lineage: Eukaryota; Viridiplantae; Streptophyta; Magnoliopsida; Lamiales; Lamiaceae
Product: zinc finger BED domain-containing protein RICESLEEPER 1-like
Exons: 2
Coding region: 1-414 (137 amino acids)
Molecular function (GO): DNA binding
Source: RefSeq, a predicted model, not a curated record